Bufo gargarizans (Asiatic toad) is the source of this 1871-nucleotide messenger RNA. Its product is annotated as dimethylaniline monooxygenase [N-oxide-forming] 3-like. Gene Ontology annotation, molecular function: NADP binding; flavin adenine dinucleotide binding; N,N-dimethylaniline monooxygenase activity. Bases 176 to 1774 code for a protein of 532 amino acids. The record is from RefSeq and is a predicted model, not a curated record. Lineage: Eukaryota; Metazoa; Chordata; Amphibia; Anura; Bufonidae. The transcript is spliced from 9 exons.
CUUGGCAAGAUCUUUUAAGAAAAUAUCGGCAGACCACAAGCUUCAGAGCUAGCAGCAGAUACAUAUCCGGUCAAGGUUCUAUACACUUCAUAUCCAGUCAAGGUUCUGUCCACUUCAAACCAUCAAAAAAAAAAAAGAAAGAAAACCUAAUCUCAAGCAAGAGCAGCAAAAAGUCAUGUCAAAAACUGUAGCGAUAAUUGGCUCUGGUAUAAGUGGACUUGCUGCUCUGAAAUGCAGUUUAGAGGUUGGCCUUAAUGCAACCUGUUUUGAGAAGAGUGACUGUGUUGGUGGCCUCUGGAAUUUUAUGGACCGUGCAGAGGAUGGGAGGGCUAGCAUCUACCAUUCAGUAUUCACAAAUGCUUGCAAAGAAAUGAUGUGUUAUCCAGACUUUCCUAUACCGGAUGACUACCCUAACUUCAUGCAUAACACUGUGUUUCUGGAAUACCUAAAGUUAUAUGCCAAGAAUUUUGAUCUGUUGAGGAACAUCAAGUUUAAGACAGCUGUGGUCAGUAUACAGAAACGACCAGACUUUGCAACAACUGGACAGUGGGAUGUUGUUACAGAACAUGAUGGAAAACAGAAGUCGGCCAUCUUUGAUGCUGUGCUCAUUUGUACUGGCCAUCAUGUUUAUCCGAAUCUUCCCCUUCACUCUUUCCACGGCAUUGAGAAGUUCAAAGGCCAGUACAUGCACAAUAGAGAGUACAAGCAUCCUGAAAAUUAUACUGGAAAAAAUAUGCUUAUAGUUGGUUUAGGAAACUCUGGAGCAGAUAUUGCUGUUGAGCUCGCCCGGACAGCUAAAAAGGUUGUGCUAAGCACCAGAAGUGGCUCUUGGAUUAUGAGUCGUGUUUGGGAUAACGGUUAUCCUUGGGACAUGAUUUAUCUUACUCGAUAUCAGAGCUUUCUAAACCACAUUCUACCAAGGGUAGUUUCCGACUGGCUCUAUGAAAGAAUGAUGGAGAAAAGAUUUAACCAUAGCCACUAUGGUUUGGUACCUGUGAACAAAUCUCUAAGGAAAGAGCCUGUAUUUAAUGAUGAUCUACCAACUGCCAUUACAUGUGGCACCGUGAUUGUAAAACCUAACAUCAGAAAAUUCACUGAAUCCUCUGCAGUCUUUGAAGAUGGUUCUGUGAUGGAGAAUGUGGACGUUGUCAUAUUUGCCACUGGUUACAGCUAUGCCUAUCCAUUUAUGGAUGACUCCAUUGUCAAAAACAACAACAACAAGGUUUCACUUUAUAAAGGAGUUUUCCCUCCAAAAUUAGAAAAGCCAACACUGGCAGUCAUUGGAUUGGUGCAGUCGUUGGGAGGGAUACCACCAACUUCAGAUGUGCAAGCCCGAUGGGCUGUAAGAGUUAUCAAAGGAACAUGCAAACUUCCCCCAAAAAAGACAAUGAUUGAUGAAUUAAAUGAAGAGGAAGGGGAAAAAAAGAACUGGUUUGGUCGUAGUGAGACGCUGUCCACUGACUAUGUCACUUACUUGGAUGAAUUAAGUUCUUUUAUUGGAUGCAAGCCAAAUCUUCGUCUUCUCUUUCUUACUGAUCCAAAACUGGCAUUGGAGGUAUUCUUUGGGCCUUGUAGCCCUUAUCAGUUCCGCCUCCAUGGACCAGGAAAAUGGGAUGGAGCACGGAAGGCUAUAUUAAACCAGUGGAAUAGAACCAUUGCCGCAACAAGAAUGAGGGUUGUCCCCUCUCAUCAAGAAUCAUAUUCAGUUGUUGCUUUGUUUAAAAUUCUGUUUUUGCCCUUGUUGCUCCUCGCAUUGUUUUGUGCAUGGGCUUAGGCUCUCGAGCUUUUAUGUGUUUUUAUGGUAAUAUUUAUUUAGAUUUACCAUGAGAUGCUGCAUUUUAUAUCAAUAAAAACGGAUCAUUUUGUUUUAA